UAGCGGCAGCAGAGAGACCAGAGAGAGACCGACGGGAGCCGAGCGGAGCCGAGCGGAGCUGGAGCGGCCCAUCAGCUGAGUGCCUCAGCCAGAUGACCCAUCGGAGCCGCGGACCCGGCUCUGCGCUGGGAGCCCGGAGCUAAGCGCACUCACAGCUUGUCCUCCACAGACUCCUUCUUGUUUCUGUUCGUCCUGGUUUGUCUUUCUUUGCCGUCAUGGUUCUGGGCAAAGUGAGGGCCCUGGCGAUCUACUUUGACAGUUUGAAUGAGAACAACCUGCCGGUGUUCUCCGGGGGGGAGCUGGUGUCAGGGCGGGUGGUGGUGGAGGUCACCGGGGAUGUGCGGGUCAAGAGUCUGGACAUAACCGCCAGGGGAGUCGCCAAGGUCCGCUGGACCGAGUCGAGGAACGCCGGAGCCAACACGGCGUACACUCAGAACUACACGGAGGAGGUGGAGUACCUGCACCACUACGACACCCUGAUCGGAGAGGAGAGAGAUGAGGACUGUCCAGAGGAAGGUCUGACCGUCCUGCACGCCGGCCUGCACGAGUUCGCCUUCAGCUUCAACCUGCCCCACAUGGCUCUGGCCACUUCCUUCGAGGGGAAGCACGGCAGCGUGAGGUACUGGGUGAAAGCUGAACUUCACCGUCCAUGGCUGCUGCCCGUCAGAGUGAAGAAGGAGUUCAUUGUGUUUGAGCACAUCGACAUCAACACGCCGCUGCUGCUGGCCCCUCAGGCUGGUACAAAGGAGAAGACUCUGUGCUGCUGGUUCUGCGCUUCAGGCCCCAUCUCCCUCAGUGCCAAGAUAGAGCGAAAGGGCUACACACCAGGCGAGUCGAUCCAAAUCUUCGCCGAGGUGGAGAACUGUUCGUCCCGAGUCGUGGUGCCCAAGGCUGCUCUGUACCAGACCCAGACCUUCUUCGCCAAGGGAAAGGGCAAGCAGAUCCAGCAGCUGGUGUCCAACCUGAGAGGGGACCCUCUGCCGCAGGGGAAGAGCCAGAGCUGGGAGGGCAAACUGCUCAAGAUCCCCCCGGUGUCCCCGUCCAUCCUGGACUGUCCCAUCAUCCGGGUGGAGUACGCCCUCGUGGUGUAUGUGGACGUUCCCGGCGGCUUGAAUUUGUCUCUGUCGUUGCCCUUGGUGAUUGGGACCAUCCCCCUCCACUCCUGCACCACCCGCACCUCCAGCAUCAGCAGCAACUGCAGCACGCUGAGCUGGCUGCAGGACAGACUCGAGGCGCCGCCGAGUUACAGCGACCUGGCGAUAUCAGAGUCCGAAAGGCGGGACUGCCUGCAGGGCUGUGAUAGAUCUGAUGGGGACACGGGCGACCAGGGAUCUCUGCUAACAUACAUCACAGAGUUCAGAUAUCUGCCACCACCACUCUACUCUGAGGUCGACCCUUACCCCGACCCCGUGCAGGUGUGCGGCGCCGCGGACGUCAGGAGACCCGACACGUGUCCCUCUCGCUGACGAGUGCUCGUGAGCUCAGAAGGCUUCUGAACAAACAAGCCCCCGUCACCUUCAGCUCCAGGCCCUCACAAGCCAGCUUCUCACCAGAUUAUAUAUCACCAUAAAUAAGGCUAUGGCCUCCCUGACUCGGGACAGUCAGCUGAGAGAGUAUUCGGUGACCAUUGACAUAUGGACCAGGGAUUUCGAGCCAUGCUGGAUUCUCCAUAUCCUGUGCUCAGGAUGAGGCAAAUAAAAAAGUUCUCGGUGACACCACUGUGCGACUCUGACGAGGCAGAAAACAAGAGAGUGGUGAGAAGACGCCUCCUCCUGCCUGGCAGGGCAUUUUGCACAUACCGUAAUUACUGUUUUUCUGUUGGUGGGUUUUAUAUAACGCAAGUCGCUGCAGGCCUAUAUGCUCCAGUAGAUUCUGUCCACAGACGUACAUGAUGUUGUACUCUUUAACGGCACAUUUAAACAGGACAAAAGCUAUUUGUCCAGCAUAGCUCCAGCUAGGCAGAGCUUGUGGCCAUCGCUGUCACUGACCAGACUUCAGGUGGAAACCGUUUCAUUCUGCAAAGCAAAACAGAGACAGAAAAACGAUGAUUAACUGCAGAAAUGUGUCACAUAAACAACCACCUCAAGCACUUAAAGCAAAGCUCAAAUGGUGUGUGAGAGUGUGUGAAUGUGUGAAUGUGUGUGAAUGUGUGAGUGUGUGCGCGCAUGUGCGUGUGCGUGUUGGUUUAAAUGACCAGGUUUAAACCCAGACAGGGUCAAGAGAAAAAGCACAACUCCGACCAACCAAGAUAAAGUACCGCAAGUCGCCUGUUGGUUUCUGAGCUAAAGCUUCUCGCUGUAGAUUUGGAUGUUAAGAAGCUGAAAGAGUGACAAAGCAUAAACGAUAAAUGUUUACAGAUGAAUAUAUCAAAUUGAGAAUGUUGUUCAAACAUGACUUCUUCCACCUAAGACUUCAAAGUGCAAUAUAUUUUUGUAUUUGUGAUUUUUUUGCACUAGUUUUUCAUAUACUCUGUUGCUGUUUAUUCCAUUUCUGUGCAUUAUAUAUUAUUGUCAUGAUCUUACUACUGUCAUGAUCAACUUUUGAUAAAAUAAAAGGUUUAUUUUAUAGAAUAA
Messenger RNA from Scatophagus argus, 2573 nucleotides. RefSeq names its product arrestin domain containing 3b (gene arrdc3b). Lineage: Eukaryota; Metazoa; Chordata; Actinopteri; Scatophagidae. The transcript has 8 exons. Gene Ontology annotation, cellular component: cytoplasm. The record is from RefSeq and is a predicted model, not a curated record. Bases 216 to 1466 code for a protein of 416 amino acids. Gene Ontology annotation, biological process: protein transport.